Chelonus insularis is the source of this 2075-nucleotide messenger RNA. Its product is annotated as ankyrin repeat and SOCS box protein 13-like. Gene Ontology annotation, biological process: protein ubiquitination; positive regulation of protein catabolic process. The transcript has 7 exons. Bases 175 to 1617 code for a protein of 480 amino acids. Gene Ontology annotation, molecular function: protein binding. NCBI's taxonomy places the organism in Eukaryota, Metazoa, Arthropoda, Insecta, Hymenoptera, Braconidae. The record is from RefSeq and is a predicted model, not a curated record.
CACGAUUUCUACAUGCUGGAGCAUCGCACUGUCUUCGAAAAUACACUGGGACACUAAUAUUUUUUCCUCUCUUGUGAUAUUGCCCGGUAAAAACUGCGUCGUUCCCCUUGGCAUUGGCAAAAGCUCCAAAAUUUAUCGUGAUUAUUUUGGAAACAAGCUUCUGCAAAUUUGACGAUGACGUCGACACUUAGGGAAGUUUCUUACACGCGGUAUACACUAUUUAGAUCAAACGAAAUGCCGGCUGAGUGCAUUGCCAACCCAUUGCAACGAGAGCUUGCAGAUGCAAUAAUUCGUAUGCAAUCUUUAGAUGAAAUAAGGAUCCUCUUAGCUUGUGGUGCUAAACCCAAUGAUGUUGUCACUCAGGGCCUAAGACCUCUCCAUUAUGCAGUUUGGCAAAAAUAUGCGGAUGCAGCUCAAUUAUUAAUUGUACGAGGUGCUGACAUUGAUGCGACUGAUGAAUGCGGAUAUUCUGCUUUACAUUUGGCUGCUGAACAUGGAUCUCUUGACCUCGUUAAAUUAUUACUGAAACAUGGUGCCAAAGUAAAUCAUAGGGAGGAUACUGGAGAAUUAUAUCCCCGAACUACACUCUGUGAUGAACCACUCCGAUUAGCAUUGAAAAAUCGCCAUAUCGAUGUUGCAAAGAUUCUUCUGGAAGCUGGCGCUAAUCCAAACAAAAGGUAUUUCUUUGGCUCUGAAAUAAACUUGGUAUCUCCCUUGGAUUUGGAUUGUAUGGAACUCUUGCUAGCUUUUGGAGCACAUCCGAAUACACGUGAUCGUGGUGGACUUACACCAUUGAUGAAGGCUGCAAGAUUACCUCAGGGUAUGGCAUCUGUAUUAUUACUCUUGAGUUAUGGAGCAAAUGUAAAUGCAAUGACGGAUGCACGAAAUGAUUACAGAACAGUUUUACAUUAUGCCAUUCUUGGUGGUGACAAAGCCGUGAUUAAUUUAAUGUUAAAGCAGGGCGCUAAGUUGAAUCUUGGCCCUGACUAUCAAAAACCUACGGCCUUGGACUUGGCAAUUCUCAAAGGUGACCCCUCGAUAGUUGAAAUGUUGCUUGAAGCAGGUGCAAAUGUGAAUGCAUCUUCACCGAUAAUUGGUACUCCAUUGCACGUUGCGUGUGCUGACAACAUUCCCAACAGACUAGAAAUCCUCUGUAUGCUUUUGGAACGUGGAGCUGAUCCAAAUCUUGUUAUUAAAAGUGAUGAAGGUCUAUCAUUGCGUCCAGUUCUUGCUGAAUAUGUAGCAUCCAAUGAAAAUCCAUCAGUGGAGGUUGUUGCUUUACUUCUCAAGUAUGGUGCACGUGUUGUCAUCAAAACACAAUUUCGAGAUCCACAUGGAAUUUUAAAUUCCCUACAAAACACUGCUGAUAAACCUAAGCUAUUGAAAGCUCUACUUGAAGCUGCUGAGAGUUUUGAUCCUUGUAUGAUUCGAAGAUCUAGUAGUCUUACAGAUGCUCAAAGAGCUUUAGUCAUGGAAGCUGCUCGAACUCCUUUACCUCUUACUCACCAGGCUCGACUCAUCGUUCGUAGAAUGUGUGGAAAUAAAUUAAUUAAAAUUGUGCGUAGAUUACAGCUGCCUCAAUCACUACAUCGCUACCUUUUGUAUGACUUUUAUUAACAGCUACCUGCAAAAAUGAUCUCAAUAUUUUUUACUGCUAUUAAUAAGUAUUUGAGAUUAAUCCUGAUAACAUUAAAUAUCAACGAAAAAUUUCAAAAUGUGAUACAAUACAAUACUACUUCAUAUUUGAAUAUAAACAAUUUUGUUGUUUUAUUGUUAUUCAGUAGAGAUUAAUAUUUUUACAGUAAUAUUUGAAAUGUUUUUGUCGGUAAACUCACAACAAUUGCUUCCGAACAAAAACUAAAGUAUUAUAUUAAUAAAUAAUGUAAAAUAAAUUAAAUUAACAUUCAAUUAACAAUAAUAACUGACUGACUGAAUUCAGAGAUAUUAAAGAAAUUAGACAAAUUGGAAAGAUAAAAUGAUCUCAAAUAGAUCAUGUUCAAUUUAAUUUUGUACCUUUGUAUGUGAACAAUGUUCGAUUGAAAUAAAUAAAAAAUAUCCCAAAUAUUAUUAUUCCA